Molecule: messenger RNA, 1018 nt
Organism: Rubroshorea leprosula
Lineage: Eukaryota; Viridiplantae; Streptophyta; Magnoliopsida; Malvales; Dipterocarpaceae
Source: the annotation of a GenBank genome assembly
AAUUAUUUAUCACUGGAUAUUUAAAAUAAAAAAAAAUGGUCCUCAAAAAACUAAUGAUAUGGGAAUGGGAGCACUGAAUGACGAAAGUACCCUUGGUCUUGGAUUUCAACUGAAAGGACUGAAGAGUCCCACAUGUACAUCCAUGGCUGCCACUGCUCCUUUACAAAGGUCCCCAUUUCUUCAAUGUCUCUCUCAGUUUCUCCCUUUCUCUCUCCUCGACUCCUUCUCUCUAGUCUCAGAUGGUUGAAUUGAAUUGGAAUAAGAAAGCAUUGAUUUUUUGUUAAUGUUUGCACUGAAUUUGAUUGGUUUGGUGUUGUCUUAUGGUUGUUCUCCCUGUUGUUAUGAUCGAUAUAUAUAUAUAUUUAUUUAUUUAUUUUGGUUACAACUUUUUUUUGUCAUGCUGUGCGUUGAUUGGGAAAAUCUGAUUUUGAUCACAGCAAUUGAGAGUGAAAUCAUUUAAUUAGUUGAAGAUCUGGAGACCCUUUUGGUAGUUUUUUGAAUCUGGAUGUUUAGUUGGUUAUAUAGUGUGAAAAUUGAUUGGAUCUUUGGUUAACUGGAUCUUGUCUUGAUGUUGGGUCGAAGAAUUUAGAUCAAUGAUUAUAAACAAAAAUGAAAAUUUAAAGAUUGGAACUUUUGAUGCUACAUGACUUCAUUAAUUCUGUCUGUGGAAGCGAGGAAAGUUUUUAGUUUUAGGGAAGGUGGCAUUUAUGUCUUGCUUUUCAGUAACCAUCUAGUCAAAGAAGUCUGUAUGAGUUGCCGGUAGGUCCUAUCUUGUUAGAUGAAGCUGCUUGUGGCCUAUAGGAUGAUGGUGUACAAAUGAUUUGCUGUUUUCGGUUGCAGGUGACACUUCUCUUCUGUCAUUUGGAAGGGAUCUGGAUCUGGAGAUAUUUACAGCCUCAUAUUUGAGAAGAUAGUUUCUGGUUAGAUAAAAAAAUGUCAGCUUACGCCCAUCAAAUGGAGCGGGAGUACUCUGCCCGGAGUCUCUCAAGUAGAGGAGAUUCAGGUGUGUUUACUUUAC